AUGUUGGCUCCAGAGAGUGAACCCAAGUAUAAGCGGCCCGUCAUAUACAAGACGAUCCAAGAGCCCGUCAUUCUGCGUGAACUUCUAGCAAAUGACGUUUUUCUCCUUGGCGGGCAGUUUGCCAUCCUCUGCCAAUGGGCGCAUCCUGGGUUAGCCAAAGGCAGCCUGUCGCGCUCCAACUUUGCCAGCCGAAUACCAGGCCGUCUACGAAAUACAGCUCGUUUCGUGAACGCCGCGUUAUACGGUACUCAGGAAGAAAAAGAAGCCAUCUUCUCCGUGAUUCACAGAUACCAUGCCUCUGUUCAUGGUCCUGGCUAUGAUGCCAACGACCCCGAGCUGCACAAAUGGACGGCUGCUACCUUGUUCGUGUCCAUGGUUCUUGUUUAUGAAAUCAUAAUGGGCGAGAUGCCAAUCGAUGUCAUGACAGACAUGUUCAAAGAGUCUGCCAUUUGGGGCACAUCCCUUCGCAUGGCACCAGAAAUGUGGCCAGACACUCUCGACGAGUUCUGGGAGUACUGGAACUACAACAUUGCCACGCUUGAAAUCACAGAUGAAGCGCGCCAGCUCUGUCAGGCGCUCCUGUACCCUUCCAACCUGCCAUUACACUUUCAUGCCAUGCUGCCCAUAUCGAGGCUCAUCACUAGCAACAUCUUGCCCGCCCGUCUUGCCAAGGAAUAUAGCCUCGAGCCGUCACCUUCCAGCAAGGCCUUGUUUCAGGUGGUAACGUACGGUUUAUCGACUGGGUUUUACUGGCUACCAGAGUCUGUGCGACAAUUCAGACACAGAUACUAUUUGGAAGAUCUCAAGAAGGCUGCGGCUAAGAUUCGCGACACUGGCCAUUGGGGUCAAGCUUCAGAAGGUAAUGCAGGGGAGCCUAAACUACAUAGGCUAUAG
[Torrubiella] hemipterigena is the source of this 894-nucleotide messenger RNA. NCBI's taxonomy places the organism in Eukaryota, Fungi, Ascomycota, Sordariomycetes, Hypocreales, Clavicipitaceae. The record is from the annotation of a GenBank genome assembly.